ACGGCCCCCUGACGUCACAGGCGUCUCUGUGGGAACGGUCUGUGAUGUCACAGGCCGGCGCGGAGCAGCGCAGGGGGCGCAGACGCUGCCCCCCGCCGCCAUGCUCAUCAAGGAGUACCACAUCCUGCUGCCCAUGAGCCUGGAGGAGUACCAGGUGGCUCAGCUCUACAUGAUCCAGAAGAAGAGCCGGGAGGAGUCGAGCGGCGAGGGCAGCGGCGUGGAGAUCCUGGCCAACCGGCCCUACAGUGACGGCCCGGGGGGCAGCGGGCAGUACACCCACAAGAUCUACCACGUGGGCUCCCACAUCCCCAGCUGGUUUCGGGCCCUGCUGCCCAAGGCUGCCCUGCAGGUGGAGGAGGAGUCCUGGAACGCCUACCCUUACACCCGCACCAGGUACACCUGCCCCUUCGUAGAGAAGUUCUCCAUCGAGAUUGAGACUUACUACCGACCGGACUCCGGCCAGCAGACGAACGUCUUCAACUUGAGCGCGGCCGAGAAGAGGCAGAGGAUUUUGGACACGAUCGACAUUGUGCGAGACCCCAUCUCCCCUGGGGAGUACAAGCCUGAGGAGGACCCGAAGCUGUAUCACUCCGUGAAGACGGGCCGGGGCCCGCUGGGCGAUGACUGGCUGGAGGUGGCAGCUGGUGGGCCCCUAAUGUGCGCCUACAAGCUCUGCAAGGUGGAGUUUCGCUACUGGGGCAUGCAGUCCAAAAUUGAGCAAUUCAUCCAUGAUGUAGGCCUGCGCAAAGUGAUGCUCCGAGCGCACCGCCAGGCCUGGUGCUGGCAGGACGAAUGGACGGACCUGACCAUGGAGGACAUCCGGCAGCUGGAGGAGGAGACGGCCCGUAUGCUGGCGCAGAAGAUGGCCAAGUGCAGUGAGGCUGAGGAGACCCCUGCAGCCGGCCCCAGCACCGAGGGCCGCCUGGACCUAGGUGGUGCCAAUGGGCAGGACAGUGCUGAGCCGCAGGGGGCAUCUGAUGCCUCCCCCGAUGAUACCUUUGCUAAGCAAUGGUCCACGUCUUCCCGAUCAUCCUACUCUUCCCAGCAUGGAGGGGGGGUGUCUCCUCAGAGCCUGUCCGAGUGGCGCAUGCAGAACAUCGCACGGGACUCCGAGAACAGCUCCGAGGAGGAGUUCUUCGAUGCCCAUGAGGACCUGUCCGACAGCGACGAAGUCUUUGCGAAGGAGAUGACGAAGUGGAGCUCUAAUGACUUCCUGGACACGCUGGAGCGACCAGUGGAGCUGGACGAAGUGCUGGCGGAUGGAGCCAGCAGUGCCAAGGCAGAUAGCGAAGGACUAGCAGGGCCCGGCUUGCCUGAGGGUGGCUCGGUGGAGAGUGCGGCGCAGGCUUGUCGGAUCCACGCACUUUUCCUCAUCCUCCACAGCGGGAACAUCCUGGACCAGGGCGCGGGCGAGCCAGGCUCCAAGCAGGCUGACGUGCAGACGCUGGCUGCCACUUUUGAUGCUGUCACCCGCAUCCACUUCCCGGAGGCUCUGGGGCACGUGGCGCUGCGCCUGGUGUCCUGCCCACCCAUCUGUGCGGCUGCCUACGCCCUCGUCUCCAAACUCAGCCCGUACAGCCAUGACGGAGACAGCCUGUCCAGCAGCCAAGAUCACAUCCCACUGGCAGCCCUCCCGCUCCUGGCCACGUCCUCGGGGAGCUACCAGCAUGCCGUGGGUGCCGUUAUUGUUCGGGCCAACCAGGCUUACAGCGCCUUCCUGCACUCUGGGGAGGGGGCUGGUUUCUGUGGCCAGGUGGUGCUGAUCGGGGACUGCGUGGGAGGCAUCCUCGGCUUUGACGCGCUGUGCCAAAGCCGAGUGGGCUCAGGGGGCAGCCGGAGCAGCAGCCGCCGGGGCAGCCUGAACAUGGAGCCCAUCUCCCCUGAGCUGUGUGGCGGUAGAGACCCGUUGGCCGAAGGGGCAGACGGAGCAGGAGGAUCAGCCCAAGUCAGUCCAGAGCCAGGGGUGCAGCUGCCCUCCCGGGAGCCUGGGGACAGCCAGCACCACAGCUCCUUGUGCAGCCUACAGGCCAGCGAGCCCCCGCUGGAGGCAGAGGCACCACGGAGCAGUAGCUCAGCACUGGAUGGGGCUGAGGGCAGCAGCGCCCGCCUUGACUUUAAGGUAUCCGGCUUCUUCCUCUUUGGCUCUCCGCUGGGGCUGGUGCUAGCGCUACGCAAGACCGUCAUGCCUGCUAUGGAUGUGGCCCAGCUGCGUCCCGCCUGCGAGCAGAUCUACAACCUCUUCCAUGCGGCCGACCCCUGCGCCUCUCGCUUGGAGCCCCUCUUGGCCAAGGCCUUCCAUGCCGUACCGCCUCUCAGUGUGCCCCGUUACCAGAAGUACCCGCUGGGAGACGGCACCUCCUCACUGUUGGCGGAGGCCCUGCAGACACACUCUGCCCUCUUCUUGGCUGAGGUGGACGUGGCUGUCCCUACCACCCCCACGAGCAGUUUUGGAGGCUUUUGGAGAGGCAGUGAGCCAGGCGAGCCCCCCACUCCAGCCAGCACCAGCGAAGUCGUCAAGAUCCUGGAGCGCUGGUGGGGCCCGAAGCGCAUUGACUACUCGCUGUACUGCCCCGAUGCGCUGACUGCCUUCCCCACCAUCACCCUGCCUCACCUCUUCCAUGCCAGCUACUGGGAGUCCUCCGAUGUGGUGGCCUUCAUCUUGCGGCAGGUGAUUGAGAAGGAGGGACCAGAGCCAACAGAGAGUGAGGAGAGCUCUAUCUACAGCCCUGCUAUCCCCCGGGAGAAGUGGCAACGCAAGCGUACCCAAGUGAAGAUUCGGAACGUGACAGCCAACCACCGGGCCAGCGACACCAUUGUGUGUGAGGGCAAACCGCAGGUCCUCAGCGGGCGCUUCAUGUACGGACCCUUGGAUGUGGUGACGCUGACCGGGGAGAAGGUGGAUAUCUACAUCAUGACGCAGCCGCUGUCAGGGAAAUGGCUGCACUAUGGCACUGAGGUGACUAGUGGCAGCGGGCGCCUGACCUUCACCAUUCCUCCAGACAAGGCUCUUGCCAUCGGCAUAUACCCCGUGCGCAUGGUUGUAAGGGGCGAUCACAGCUACGCGGAGGCCUAUUUGACGGUGGUGGCACGGGGCACUGAAUCAGUUGUGUUCAGCAUCGAUGGCUCCUUCACAGCCAGCGUCUCUAUCAUGGGCAGCGACCCUAAAGUGCGGGCUGGGGCUGUCGAUGUUGUAAGGCACUGGCAGGACUCUGGCUACAUGAUCAUUUACGUGACGGGGCGUCCUGACAUGCAGAAGCACCGUGUGGUGGCCUGGCUCUCCCAGCACAAUUUCCCCCACGGCGCCGUCUCCUUCUGUGAUGGCCUCACCCACGACCCCCUGCGCCAGAAGGCGGCUUUCCUGCAGACUCUGCGGACUGAGGCAGAGAUCACCAUUGUCGCUGGCUAUGGCUCCACCAAGGACAUCUCUGUCUACAGCUCCCUGGGGCUUUCACCAGCACACAUCUACAUUGUGGGCCGGGCAGUGAAGAAGUUUCACAACCAGUGCCAGUUCCUCUCCGAAGGCUAUGUAGCCCACCUGGCCCAGCUGGAGACGGCAUCCCUAGCCCACUCCCCCAAAGGACCGCCGCGGCCUACGCUGGGCAAAGGCACCUACGGCUGCCCGGCGCCUGUUGACUUCCUGCGCAAGCAGAGUCAGCUGCUGCGGUCACGGGGGCCGAGCCAGGUGGAGCGCGACGGGGGUCCCCCGCCAGCACCUCCCAGCCUGCCCCGGGCCAAGCCCCGCAGCAUCAGCCUCAAGCUGGAGAGCGAGGAGUGAGCAUGGUGUGACCCCCGUCCCCCUGCCACGAGGCACCCACGGCCACAGCCUUGAUUUCCCAGCUAGGGGCACCUGGUGCCCGAGCCAGCGCCGCAUCCCACGGCAGGCCCAGAGCUGAUAUGAAGGAGAUGAGGGCACCGGGCCUGGAGAUCGCGGGGCCCUGGGAGAUGGCGCUCCGUGCCACCCCGGGGGCAGGAUCAACCCCCUUGGUGUUGAGCCACACUGGGUACUGCCUGCUGCCCCUCAGCUCUGCCCCCACGCUGAACACCUUCCCCCCUGGCCUCCCCAUCCUGCCUCCUGGCUCUUAGUGCCCCUGUUUUUCUGGGCUUGCGGGAGCUGCAGCUGGGCAGUGCCCUUUGGGCUUUGCCCCCUGGCCUUUCUCCCCAGCAUGGUCUGGGGAGCUGGUGCGCUGGCCCUGAGCCCUCUCCCAGGGCUUCUUCCUGCUGUGGCCCCUAGGGCCUGCCCUCCUGUGCCUGCACUUCCACCUUGGCAGGGGGGGCAGUGACCGGAGGGUUGUGGCUACACCCUGGGGGCCAGGGCUACCAUCCCUGUCCCCUGCACCCACUUAUUUAUUUCCUUUCGGUGUUGAGAGUUGUUGGGCAGGGGAAGGGCUGGGGUUAAAAACACGGUUCCUUUUUUCUGUUCGUUUUGUUGCGGUGUGAAAUAAAGCAAUGUAAAGAAGAGCA
Messenger RNA from Dromaius novaehollandiae (emu), 4461 nucleotides. RefSeq names its product phosphatidylinositol transfer protein membrane associated 1 (gene PITPNM1). Gene Ontology annotation, cellular component: cytoplasm. The coding region runs from base 101 to 3775 and encodes 1224 amino acids. Gene Ontology annotation, biological process: phospholipid transport. The record is from RefSeq and is a predicted model, not a curated record. Gene Ontology annotation, molecular function: phosphatidylinositol transfer activity; phosphatidylinositol binding; phosphatidylcholine intramembrane carrier activity. Lineage: Eukaryota; Metazoa; Chordata; Aves; Casuariiformes; Dromaiidae. The transcript is spliced from 24 exons.